CUUAUCAUUUCCCAACAUGACUACUGCUGCUCUUUGGCCUUCCAAAAAUCUGCCUUGCCCUUUUUCAGUCUGUAAUUAAGUUUUCUGCCAGGCUCAUCUUCCUGACUGACAGCUACUCUUUCUUUGCGCUGCGAGUGACCUUCAUCUGACAUGUGGUCAUUUUAACACUGCCAACUCUCAUCUGCAGUAUUUUUCAAGUGCUGCCCCAUUCCUACAGAAUUCCCUACCGGUGCCAUUAGCUAGCAAGCUUAUUUCGACACAGGCAUCUUAUCCAUCAAUCCCUCCUACCUACUACAUGUAUCUCUACACCUUCCUCAUAGAUUGUAAGUUUGCUUGAACAGGGCAUUUUUCACCUCAUGCAUCUGUUAAUAUUUUUUUCAAAUAACUUGAUGCUGCUUGUGAUGUGGUGUGUGUGUGUGUGUGAAAAGGUUGUAUGCGGUAUUGCAUGUGUGAGGAUAAUGCUUGUGGGGUUCUAUGCAACAAGGGAGGCUGCUUGUGGGAUUUAGUGUGUGUUAGUGUGUGUGUGUGUGUGGUGUAGUGUGUAUGUGGAUAGUGACUGGGACAUACAUGCCAGCAGGAUCUCAGCUGUCGACUUCGGCCUUGGCCAUCAUGCAAAUGUCCGGUGGGCCAUGAUAAUGGACGAGUUAGGUGGCCUUCUAACUUGCCUAAUAUAGAGCCAGAGAUUUUUGCUCCUUUUUUUCCUUGAUGAUUUUACCAUUGUUUACAUUCACAAAAUAGGACAAAUGAUUAAUAUUCCACGGAAAAAACAUAUUGGUGCAAACAGAAAAUGUGACAAAAUUUUGGUAUGAAAACAACCAGUUUUAUAUAACCUUUUAUUACGCCCUUUUGUAGUGGUGUUCUUAGUGUCAUGCUGCUAGUGUGCACUUUUUGUUAUACAGUUUACAUUAGUCCUGGGGAGUGACAUCAUGAGAUUUGUCUUUGGAAACAAUUUUCUUGAAUGGUGACAGAUCAAUAAGCGGUCUAAGCACUAGAGCAAGCGCUGAGACCUACAGCCAUUGACAGUGAGCUGCCUGGGGACGUUUCUGGUGUAUAAGGCGUGGUUUUGACUCUGGUGCAGGCGCUCUGCAGUGACGCCGAAUUCCUGCGCCGUGACGUAGCUGGCGCUUCGUGAAUUCGGCUCGGAAGCUGAGGGCAGGUAAAGCUCUGUGUGUUUGUCAUGGGGAAGUCGGAUUUCCUUACUCCCAAGGCGAUCGCCAACCGCAUUAAGUCCAAAGGGCUGCAGAAGCUACGAUGGUACUGCCAGAUGUGCCAGAAACAGUGCCGGGACGAGAAUGGCUUCAAAUGUCAUUGCAUGUCAGAGUCCCAUCAAAGACAACUGCUACUUGCUUCUGAGAACCCUGAUCAGUUUAUGGAUUAUUUUUCAGAUGAAUUUCGUACAGAAUUUUUAGAAUUGCUGAGUAGACGAUUUGGUACAAAGAGGGUGCACAAUAACAUUGUAUACAAUGAAUAUAUCGGCCACAGAGAGCACAUACAUAUGAAUGCCACCCAGUGGGAGACACUAACAGACUUUACGAAAUGGUUGGGCAGAGAAGGUUUUUGUAAAGUGGAUGAGACUCCCAAAGGCUGGUAUAUCCAGUACAUUGACAGAGACCCAGAGACAAUACGCAGACAACAGGAACUUGAGAAAAAGAAGAAGCAAGACUUGGAUGAUGAGGAAAAGACGGCUAAGUUUAUCGAGGAGCAAGUUAAAAGGGGCAUGGAAGCAAAAGCAAUAGAGACACCCGUUUUUACAGAAUUAAGCAGAGAAAGUGAGGAAGAGAAAGUUACUUUUAAUUUGAACAAAGGUGCAAGUACUUCUGGAGCAGCUGCGGCAGGAAGUUCCCUCUCGAACAAUGCCCUGAAAUCGGUUCCAGUAGCAGUAAAAAGAAAAGACACUUCUCAGAGCCAAGUCAAGGAAAAGAAGAAAAAAUGUGCUCUUGAAGAGAUCAUGGAGAUGGAGGAGCAAAAGAAAAAAACAGAACGGACCGAUAACUGGCUACUUCCGGAUAUUAUUGUGAAAAUUAUAACAAGGAGGUUGGGAGAAAAGUAUUACAAGAAAAAAGCUUUAAUAAAGGAAGUGAUUAACAAAUAUACAGCAAUUGUGAAGCUUAUUGAUUCAGGAGAUAAACUAAAACUGGAUCAGACCCACCUAGAAACCGUUAUCCCAGCGCCAGGAAAGAGAGUUAUUGUUUUAAAUGGAGGCUACAAAGGCAAUUUUGGAAUCAUGGAUUCUAUAGAUGAGAAAAGCUUUUCUGCUACGAUUGUAAUUGACUCCGGUCCCUUAAAAGGUCGAAAGUUGGAUGGUAUCCCAUAUGAAGACAUUACGAAGGUUCCAUAAUUGCUGUGAUCAUCUAGCUAGGAAUGUCCGUUCGAAACAAACUCUACUGUGUCAGGGUUUCGUGUAUAUUGUGUAUAUACUUUAGCUGGCUGAAAUAAUGAAAGUGCUGCUACUUGUAAAUAUUGGAAUUUCUAAAUCUUUCUACAAUAUGUUUAUACUUUUUAUAAAUGGAUUGUUUUUCAGUCAACUUGUGUUUGGCAUGUUAUUAAAUAAAAGCAAAUGAUUAUUUUUC
Molecule: messenger RNA, 2570 nt
Organism: Pelobates fuscus (common spadefoot toad)
Lineage: Eukaryota; Metazoa; Chordata; Amphibia; Anura; Pelobatidae
Gene: KIN
Product: Kin17 DNA and RNA binding protein
Exons: 13
Coding region: 1178-2338 (386 amino acids)
Biological process (GO): DNA damage response; DNA replication
Cellular component (GO): nucleus
Molecular function (GO): double-stranded DNA binding
Source: RefSeq, a predicted model, not a curated record